AUGAAUCCAGUCCUUGUAACUCACACAAACUCCCUCCAUUCCGAGUAUAGUCGAGAAGAUAUUGAAUCAUUUGCGCACAGGGGUUGUGGAGACCGUUGCAUCAAUAGACUGUGCUAUGUUGAGUGUGAUCCGAGCACAUGUCCUUGUGGAGAUGAUUGCACGAACCAAAUGUUCCGUCGUCAUGAAUACCAGAAAUUGGUACUCUUUUAUGAUGAGCAAAAAGGAUGGGGAGUGCGCACCGAUGUUUUCAUUCCGCGCGGUACAUUCAUUAUCGAAUACGUUGGCGAAGUGAUUUCUCAAAAAGAAAGCGAGUACCGAAGACAGGUAGGAAAACGGCAAGGCCAGAUGCACAUGUACUACAUGAGCUUAGCUCCCGAUCAACUGAUCGAUGCUACAGACAAGGGAAAUGCAUCUCGGUUCAUUAAUCAUUCAUGCGAUCCGAAUUGUGAAAUCCAGAAAUGGGCCACAAGCAGCACAUACUCCGUAGGCAUAUUCGCGAUUCGCGACAUUAUUCCCGGGGAGGAAAUCACGUUCGAUUACCAAUUUGAGCGAAUCGGCAACGGAGCAAUUCCCUGCUUCUGCGGCAGUCCCAAGUGCAGACACAUUCUGGGCAAGCCGAAAGAGGUUCCGAACAUCAACAACGUAGCGCUGAAUCGAGUGGAUGAGAGCUAG
Molecule: messenger RNA, 672 nt
Organism: Blastocystis hominis
Lineage: Eukaryota; Bigyra; Opalinata; Blastocystidae
Exons: 4
Coding region: 1-672 (223 amino acids)
Biological process (GO): regulation of DNA-templated transcription
Cellular component (GO): chromatin; nucleus
Molecular function (GO): histone H3K36 methyltransferase activity; protein binding
Source: RefSeq, a predicted model, not a curated record